Messenger RNA from Penicillium hordei, 1515 nucleotides. Its product is annotated as MDR family MFS transporter. Lineage: Eukaryota; Fungi; Ascomycota; Eurotiomycetes; Eurotiales; Aspergillaceae. The transcript has 5 exons. Gene Ontology annotation, cellular component: membrane. Gene Ontology annotation, molecular function: transmembrane transporter activity. Gene Ontology annotation, biological process: transmembrane transport. Bases 1 to 1515 code for a protein of 504 amino acids. The record is from RefSeq and is a predicted model, not a curated record.
AUGGAUUUCGCCCAACCUACAUCAAUGGAGAAGACAACAGCAACUGAUCCUCCACCGCAGGAAAUCCCAAGUCACGCACCCGAUGAAGGGGGAUCACUAUCUCGCCCUCCGGCGAGCACCUGGACAAUUGUAUCUCUCACUAUAGCCCUCUGUCUAGGGAUCUUUUGCAUGUCGUUGGAUGUCACAAUCAUCACGACCGCUAUUCCUCGUAUCACCGAUCAGUUUGACUCAAUAGGCGACAUCGUCGGUUCGCUUGUCUGUGGAGUUACUCCUACCUCUGUUAGUCUGAUCCUGGGUCGAUGCAUCGCUGGUCUAGGUGCUGGAGGUCUCUUCUCCGGGAGUCUCUUGAUCAUUGCUCAGACUGUUCCUUUGCAUCGUCGCCCAGUCUUCACGGCCUUGCUUGGUAGUAUGUAUGGUAUUGCCAGCGUCGCUGGUCCUCCAUUGGGAGGCGCAUUGACAGACCGCGUGUCCUGGCGUUGGUGCUUCUACAUCAACUUGCCUAUCGGUGCUGUCACAGCUGUAUUUGUCCUAUUUUUCUUCCACGCCCCUGAGUCAGUCAGAAGGCGCCCAGAGUUACGCAAACUGCUGAGUGAGCUAGAUCCGAUCGGUUCGUUCUUUUUCCUACCUGCCAUCGUCUGCCUUCUUUUGGCACUCCAGUGGGGUGGCACCCAAUACUCUUGGAAUAACCCUCGGAUCAUCGUUCUUUUCGUGCUCGCCGGUGUUCUCCUGUUCGCCUUCCUCGGUGUUCAGAUCUACCAGAAUGAGAAGGCUACACUUCCACCACGUAUCGUCCGGAAUCGAAACAUCUGGUCAUCAGCCUGGUUUGCCAUCACCCUUAAUGGUGCUUACUUUGUCUUCAUUUACUACCUUCCUAUUUGGUUCCAGGCAAUCAAGGGCGCAUCGGCCACCAAAUCAGGCGUAAUGAACCUGCCGACUAUCAUCGCCGUUGUUGUCGUCUCCAUUCUAUCCGGCCUCGUCACCAUAUCCGGCUACUACAACCCUGUGAUGAUUAUGUCCUCUGUCAUAUUAGCAAUUGGCGCCGGUCUACUAAGUACCCUGAAGACAGACUCGGGGAGUGGCGAAUGGGUCGGCUACCAGAUUCUAAUGGGACUCGGUGUCGGUCUCGGAAUGCAACAGCCGUAUAUAGUGGUGCAGAAUGUGCUACCUGAUGGUGACAUCCCCACUGGUACAGCUGUGAUAACGUUUGCCCAGACCCUGGGAGGUGCAAUCUUUAUUUCCGUGGGUCAAAAUAUAUUCCAGAACCAGUUCGUUCACGCCAUGCGCUUGGAAGAUCCCUCGGUGAAUGUAGGCGCAGUUCUAUCGGCUGGCAUGACGACCUUGCGGAAGCAUCUUCCAGCUGAACAGCUCCCAGUCGUUCUAAGAUCCUACAACUCCGCCAUUACCGAGGCCUUCUAUGUGGGCAUGGCUUUGGCAGCACUUUCGUUCUUUGGAACAGUCGCGUUGGAUUGGAAGUCUGUCAAGAAGCCGAGGAACGCUCCACCCGACGAUGACUGA